Molecule: messenger RNA, 522 nt
Organism: Bursaphelenchus okinawaensis
Lineage: Eukaryota; Metazoa; Nematoda; Chromadorea; Rhabditida; Aphelenchoididae
Source: the annotation of a GenBank genome assembly
AUGCAUAAAUGUUAUCAUAUCGUCAUGGUGUCAUCUACAACCCUUGUCUUCGUUGCCAUUGUUGGAGCUGGUCUUGCUUCAGCUUCUGGUAAAACUUUUUUAAAUUUUUUUUCAAAUUCGUAAAAUAUUUUUGUCAUGUUUUAUCAUACUCUUGCAGGUUUCUUCGACGGGCAUCACGGAUGGGAACCCCAUCACCACGAUGAACACGACCAUGAACAUCACGGUCAUGGUUCGGACUGGCACCACGACAACCAUGAUGCUCAUGGCUGGGACGGAGACCAUUCCCACGAUCACCACGGUAAACACGGCUUCAACAAAGGAGACGAAUCCGACUGGGCUCGUUUGGAUUACGGCGGCCACAAGGCCCAUGCUUCUGGCGACGAAUGGCACUCGAACUACGGUCACGAGGCUGGUGACGAUCAUGGCCACGAUCAUGGGUAUGCUCAUGGAGGUGAGCAUGGUCAUGCUGGUUACGGACAUUACGGACAUCAUGACGGACAUGGUCAUCAUGGAGGAUGGUGA